AUGCGCGUUAGUGGAGGUACAGACAGGCGGACGGGCAGGCGAGGAGGCAAAGAGAGGUGGACAGACGAGCGAGCAUUUAGCGGCUUAACGGGUCCCAUUUUCACAUUCCGGCGCAGAUACACACACACAAGCACACUUAGUGAGAGACAGUUGCAUCGUAAUACCACGCCAGAGGCUGCGUCAAUGCUGUACGACAUUCAAGGACCUCAACACCUCAAAUUGCCGUUUCGAAGCACGAGAACCCCGUCUCCACCGCGUCGACAUAGACACAUUUCCCCCACCACCGGAUGCAACACCUCUUCGGUGUCGAAGUCUGCUCGCCUUGUCUCGGCCAUUCAGAUGGGGCAUACUUGUUGCCUUAGGCGUUACAUUUUGGAUCUCCUCAACGAUAACUCGAGCCAGAAGCCCACCUCACCAAGCACUAACUGUGGAAGCAGUAUUUUGGAUCGAAGAGCCAUGCCUCCGAGACCGGACUAUGAGUGGAUUACUGCAAGAAGACAACUGUACUUCACUCUGCAAGGCAGCACCUGCACAACAGAGUUCGAGCAGACCUCCAGUCCACUGAUUUGGGCUGUGGAUUGUCGAGAGUGGUCGUGUCUACGACUAAUGUGUACCAUUCAAGCGAUAGAGCAGGAGGAAGGGGAGGAUCCUACAAAGGAGACUUUCCAGGGAGCUGUAUACAAUCCCAGUCAGCCACAACCCGUUCGACGCAAGAUAAUCAACUCUUGCACUGGAAGAUUCACACAUUCGCCGUGUGCCUCACAGACGUGUGUGUGCUGCACACCAGAAAGCCAUCGCAGGAAAUCUGGCGAAUUGGACCUAAUUCAACAUGACGAUUUUCCAGACUCACUGCGGCAGCGACUUCGUCCAUUUGCCAACGUGAUGCUCAGUGUAUCCUUCUCGAAUCUCCACAAUACUAGAAGUAGCUGCACCAUCAGCAACGGCAGUGAUGUCUCCAGUCCUGUAACUGGAAGUUUUUUGGACAUACGAUCCUGGAAAUCUGCUCAAUCUAGUCCACGUCGAGACAUCUCUCCCUCAAAUCGAUCUCCACAUUCCACACACAUCAGAGGGGUUAAUUCGGUGGUACUCAUCGGUUGUCCAAAUGCCAACGAGCAUUCAUCUCAACAUCGAAAACGUCCCACGCCAUACCGAACAUUCUGGGUGCGUGGUUCGUACACCUAUCAGUCGAUACUGGAUUACUUCUUUGCUACAGGAUAUGAAAUUGUUGGUACACACUGUCUCCUGCGUCAGGCUUCACACAUGGAUUGUGAACACUGUAGACAGGAUGCAGACUACUCUGACUACCCAAAUUAUCCCACUAGUCCACUGGAUCCUCGAAAUGAGAUCUUCUUUGAGCACUUCAGCCAGUUGGAACGUAUGCUUCAGUCUUCAGGAGUUUCAGCCAACCGUCUCGACUCUGUCAUGGCCUUCAACGCCUUGGCAAUAAGUGCUGGACGUCGGCUAGCAGGGUGGUGCUGCCACGGAGCUGAGGGUGAUCCAACAAUAGGUGCAGAUCUUGAAGAACCCCUAAUAGAAUGGCGAAUUCUAGCUACGUUGAUAGAUCAUGGAUUGGAUGAAUUUGAGUGGAUGGAAUUUCUUUCACCUCAACAGAAUUUCAUCGGACAUGCGUUGUGCGUUCUUGCCUGGCCGAUGCAUGGAUGGAGUCGGACAGAAGCAGCUACUUUGUCUAGUUGUGUAUCCAAAAAGAAGACUGGUUCAUUUACUGGAUUUAGCGGUGGAGGCGGAGGUGGGAGUAGGCGAAUUCGAAGGCGAUCAUCGUCCCCCCUUGGAAGGAAUGGUCUCGGUCAUCCACUUCCACCAGCACCCCUGGGAGCUGCACUCCGGCGACAGGCGUGCCUCCUUUUGAUUAACCUCUGGUCUUUGGGCGCCUUCACUUCGCAUCACAUAGUUCGCAGGCGGAGUGGAGGCACCAUUGGAAAUGCAGUCUCGAGCAGUCGAAUUUGGGAUCCACGGCCAGGGAGUCAGAGAAGUCAUAGCUAUACUGCUACUAUGGAGGGUGGAGACUUAAGACGGAUUAUGCUCAAGACCAUCUCCUCCAAAUCGGAUCAAAUUGGAGUGGCAGAGGAAGUCAACUUGUUCAGUUCACUCGCCUUGACCCUAACCAAUCGAUUGGUGACAUAUGACACCAACUUCCACAGUGUCAGUUAUGGUAAUUAG
Echinococcus granulosus is the source of this 2178-nucleotide messenger RNA. RefSeq lists its product as hypothetical. Lineage: Eukaryota; Metazoa; Platyhelminthes; Cestoda; Cyclophyllidea; Taeniidae. The transcript is spliced from 2 exons. The record is from RefSeq and is a predicted model, not a curated record. Bases 1 to 2178 code for a protein of 725 amino acids.